This is a messenger RNA of Mytilus trossulus (common blue mussel), 1908 nucleotides long. Its product is annotated as furin-like protease 1, isoforms 1/1-X/2. Gene Ontology annotation, biological process: protein processing. The record is from RefSeq and is a predicted model, not a curated record. Bases 1 to 1908 code for a protein of 635 amino acids. The transcript has 15 exons. Gene Ontology annotation, molecular function: serine-type endopeptidase activity; calcium ion binding. Gene Ontology annotation, cellular component: trans-Golgi network; Golgi membrane. NCBI's taxonomy places the organism in Eukaryota, Metazoa, Mollusca, Bivalvia, Mytilida, Mytilidae.
AUGGGUAGAAGAAGGAGAGAAACCGUCAAAGUAGAUUAUGUAACACAAGAAAAAAGAUAUCCCAGAGUACCGAAGACUACAGACACAGAAUGGCCAAAUUUGUGGCACUUGAAUGAUGACGUGUUACCUUCUAUGAGGGUAAAUGAAGCCUGGAAUGCUGGGUAUACCGGAAAGGGAAUAAAAAUUGCUAUCUUAGACGACGGCUUACAGACAGAUCAUACUGACUUACAUGCAAAUGUGGACACAGCCAACAGUUAUGACUAUCAAAGCACGGAUGGAGAUCCCACACCAGAUGUUGGUGACAGCCAUGGUACGAAAGUAGCAGGUUUUAUAGCUGCAGAAAAGGAUAACAGCGAAUGCACAGUAGGAGUAGCAUUUGAAUCAUCUAUAAUUGGUGUUCGAAUUCUUGGUACCUCGGGACUGACGGAUUCACAAGAAGCACAGGCACUCAUUCAUUAUCUUAGCGAUGUAGAUAUUUAUUCCAACAGCUGGGGUCCUUCAGAUGGAUAUGGAUUUUCUGGACCUGGUUCAAUAACUGCAGACGCCUUCCUAUCCGGAGUUACUACUGGCAGGGGUGGUAAAGGCGUUAUUUAUACAUGGGCAGCAGGUAAUGGCCAAACAACUGAUAACUGUAAUGGAGACGGAUAUGUAAAUAGCAUCUACACUAUUGGUGUGACAAGUGUAGAAGAAGGACAGAAUGCGUGGUACUCUGAAGUAUGUGCCGCUGCAUUAGUAGCGACUUACGGUGGAAGUAGUAACAAUAGAUAUUUAACUUCAACAACGACUUCCUCCGGAUGUACAAGUGAUGGAAUACAGGGAACCUCGUUUUUCAACUCCUAUCGCAUCAGGUAUCAUUGCGUUAGCCCUCCAAGCAAAACUUCAACAACGACUUCCUCCGGAUGUACAAGUGAUGGAAUACAGGGAACCUCGUUUUCAACUCCUAUCGCAUCAGGUAUCAUUGCGUUAGCCCUCCAAGCAAAUUCUGCUCUCACGUGGAGAGAUAUUCAGCACAUAAUUGUUCUGACGUCAUCUAGAAAUGGUUUUACAGAUUCCUAUUCUAGCUGGCAGACAAAUGGAAAGGGAAAAGAAUAUAGUCAAGUUCUUGGAUUUGGUUUUAUGGACGCUGAAGCUAUGGUAACUCAGGCUGCAAGUUGGACUAAUGUUCCGUCUCAAACAACAUGCACGACAUCACCUUUCACUGGAUCUGGAUCAACAUCAAAUUCAGACUACAGAACAGACAGGAGAUUAAUAUCGGCUCCUGAUUGCUCUUAUUUGGAACAUGUGACUAUUAACAUUUCAUUCUCGUACACUCGAUACCGAGGUGUGACUGAGUUUAUUCUAGUGUCACCCGCAGGAACGGAAAGUCAUUUAAUGCAUUAUAGAAAUGAGGAUGCUAGUUAUUACAGCUCAGCUGGAUCAUUAUCAUGGACAUUUAUGUCCGUUCAUUUUUGGAGAGACACUGCAGAUGGACAAUGGACUUUGAAGUUUAAAUCAUAUAGGGGCUUAUCGGUCGUAACUGUCAGUUCUUGGUCAAUCACAUUUUACGGAACGUCCGCUGAUCCUCUUCCACAUAUAGAUGUAUGUAUAUCAUCACCCUGUCAUAACAAUGGGACGUGUGAAAAUAACGUCUGUUCGUAUAAUUGUCAGUGUAUUGAUGGUUUUUCUGGAACAAAUUGUCAGACCAAUUCAACUGAUAGUGGUGGUAUAAGAUUGUCUUCGUCAUUUAAACACUGGUGGAUAUUUGUGUCAUUGGCGAUCACACCAGAUCUCCUUAUUUGUCUUACAACAGUAGCUGCUGAAGCAUGUGGUACUGUCGCUGUAAUUUUGACUGGCAUUGUUGAAGCUGUAGUUGCAAAGUACUCUUCGACUGAAGCAACAGUGGGCGCUUCAAGACGUGCAGUUGCAUAA